Molecule: messenger RNA, 1535 nt
Organism: Anopheles gambiae (African malaria mosquito)
Lineage: Eukaryota; Metazoa; Arthropoda; Insecta; Diptera; Culicidae
Exons: 2
Coding region: 47-1354 (435 amino acids)
Source: RefSeq, a predicted model, not a curated record
CAUUGAUGCUCGCUUUAUCGUUCUCGUAACGCGAUCAUGCUUCUUCAUGCAUCGAUCAACAGUAGUAGAGUUUUUGGAUGAUCAAGGUAUAGUGAACUACGCAAUAGUACCGAUGCCAUCAGCGAGCACAGAACCAGCGUACAACCUCAGUGUCUACACACAAAACCGAUACUCCAAAGAGCAAAUCUUCGUCAAUCUGGGCGAUCUGGACAAAGUGCACCGACUGUACCCAAACAAGCUUACCAACCUACACGGCUUUCUCAUUCGUAUCGGUGUAGAUCGCCACACCUAUCCGUACAUGAUGAUAUGGAAAAAGCCUGACAUGUUUUUGGGCAUUCUGCAUAUAAUGUUUCGGGAAGUUGGAGUUAAGAUACUUAAUUUAAACUACUCCUUCUUUGAUCAGCAUACGGAGAUUGUCGAUGCCGAUGCCUACUUUCAAAUGUCAGUUGAGCGGAAACAUUUUCAACAUGAGUUCUACUUCCGCGAAAUGGGUGGAAUGUGCGUGACAUGUCCGGUGAGACUCAAUCGUUACUUCUUUCCCCAUCUGCUUAAACCAUUCUCCAUCAAUGCUUGCAUCUUUCUCGGUGUUGUGUUUGUGGUUUGUUUUGUACUUCGAUUAUUUUUCCCGUUUAUUUUCCAACACGAUCUAAUGCUACAAAUAUUCUUCGGGGCUGGUGGCACAGCAUACCAUGGUCAGCCAUUUGCAGCUCGCCUCAUAUUAGGUUCCCUUUCCAUGCUAGCGUUAUUCUUCUCCAGACGCUAUUUAAGCAGAAUCAUCGCCCUCAUGUCGCUAGGGCGGUUCUACAAGCGCCCAAAUACGAUGGCCGAGUUUAAGCAGUCCGGCUACGAGUUUCUGGUGCACCCAAAACAGCUGAAAGCUCAUCAAACAUAUUACACUUUGGAUGACUUUCGUUUCAUGAUGCUGAGCGAUGCGCAAGUAGAACGGAACCGAAGAGUCUAUGGUAUGUACAUGCACCUGUACUACUGCUCGAUGCAAGAAUGCAGCGAUGCAUUGCUGCUAGCAUCGCCGUUGUACCAAGGCUUAGCACAUCCGUUCUACGUACUCAAGGACAAAAUCAUACCCUUGCCCUACCGAUUACAGUUUGCGAAAAACUCCCCUCUUCUGGACACAUUCCGUCGUUAUUUUGGGUUAUUUUACGAGACGGGGCUGUGGGAUUUCGACAUCAACCGGCAUGAUGGUACACUCUUGCUCCAACCAGAAGCAAGCCACUCUAUUUCAGGUGUGGUGUUUCGUUGGGAUGAUUUGAUGAGCGUAUGGGUACUGUUAGUGGUUGGUUGGUUGGUCGGUAUUCUGAUAUUUGUGCUAGAGCUGCUAACUAAGAAAAAGAUGUAAUAACUUCACAAAACAAAUACAGGUAAACGUAAAUUUUUCAUGCUUAAAUUGGCAUCUGAUUCUGAAUCUAUCAUUCAUUAAAAUUCAAUUCAAUACGGAAUAAAUCAAAGUCGCGGUUCUAUCAACUUUCAUAAAAUAUGUACUGAUUUUAGUAAUUGAAUGGCUUUCAGCAAUUGUUUAU